Rhizoctonia solani is the source of this 1539-nucleotide messenger RNA. RefSeq lists its product as uncharacterized. The record is from RefSeq and is a predicted model, not a curated record. The transcript is spliced from 12 exons. Bases 1 to 1539 code for a protein of 512 amino acids. NCBI's taxonomy places the organism in Eukaryota, Fungi, Basidiomycota, Agaricomycetes, Cantharellales, Ceratobasidiaceae.
AUGACCUCUGGAGUUCAAUUGCCACCCACCAUAAAAGAAAUAAUUCCUUCUGGUUCUCGAAGAUAUGAAGAUAGGCACGCAGGGCAAGCCAAGAGGAGAAUAAUACCAAUAGGCCCCCUUGAUGUUAAAGAAGGAGAUAAUAUCGCGGCACAGCCUCUUGGCCCAGUUCCAUAUGGAUGGGUGGAGCUCACGCAUGUGAUUGAAGGAAAGCCGUUCUUCUACAACCCUCGAACAAGAGUUAUUACAGAUGCCUACAUACGGAUGCCCGACAUACUCUCCCGAGUAGAAACUUAUUAUGGCCAAAUAAAUCGAGUUAUUGAGUCUCUUGACCUUGACAGUAUUGAGCUUGAGCUCAGUACAAUGGAUAUAUACAUCGAUCCGAUAUGUGAUCCUGAGACAGGACACAAGGUUGGCACGUAUUAUCUUGUCGAUCACUAUCGGCAGAGUAUUGCAUUUUUACGCCAAGUGAACACUGGGGAUGUUGGCCUUCCUGAUGUUCGGAGCAAUAUCCAUUUAGAAAGAGUGCUUAAAAGUGAAUAUUGGACUCAUUGCGAGUACAUGCCCAGGCCCGAUGUAGACCAUACUUCGAGCGCAAGAAAGCUACAAGGUCAAUUGGCGUCAUUGAUGAUAGAUCAUAUUUCUUCCGAGGGAUCAACAUCUCCCUUCACUCCCGAAGAGUGUGAACAUUACCUUAAGGGAGUAAACCCAGAAAACAAUGAGCCACAGUUCCUGAACUGGUCGGUUGCGCGAGUCAAUUCACUACUAAUUCAAAGUCAAAUAAUUAAUCUCCACGGGGAGCGAUGCGCCCGGGCUGAUCGAAUGAUGGUUGUUACGGGUCAACGCCCACCUACCCGAACCGCUCGUUACCUGCAACUUUCGAAGCUCAUGUUUGACUGCCCGGUUACUCAUCUAAACCGGCUGGAACAGGCGUGGACGGACCGAAUUAUUUAUAGCCAUCAUUGGAAAAAGCUUUUAGGUGAACUUAAUGAAGAGUGGGUUGCCGCUGCCGGAACUGCUGGUUUGGUUUGGAUUGCCAAUAUGAUAUUGUUCACCUCCUCGUCAUCCGUUCUCGUCCUACUGUUGCUAGGUGUAUCAACUGUUUCUACGGUUUAUGGAGUGGCCAAAUCGCUACUUCUCAUUAGAAAGCACCGUUCAAUCGGACAGUAUGCGGUACAUGCUUCUCAGUACCUCCAGGCAAACGAGAAAUAUGGUACGGGUCUGCAAGACUUAUCUAUCGAGUAUAGCUGUCCCUGGGUGUGUGCACUCUGGGCAGGGGCACUGACAUCGGUCGGCGUACUCUGUACGAUACUCGGUCAAAUACUAGGCUCUGUUUUGGGGCUGGUUCAGUCUGUCGGAUUCGUACCAUCCUAUUUUUUGAGUACUGGUAUGCUCAUGGACCAAGUAGCGGGGAGUCCUCAUAUCAUCGGGCUUAGUCUUUUUCAAAGGGACCCCCGCCACGUCCCAGCAUAUUGGGCUGGUGCCAUGCAUUCCGGACCGGAACGACACAAAUAUCGCAUCCAAGGAUGGGUACAAUUGUAA